ACCUAACUCCGUUCCAGUCUGUCUCGUAUCUGUAAUCGCAAUUCGCAGGUUCGAGGAGCUCGAAACGACCGUCGUCAUCGUCGCCGUCGCCGCCGCGUCUUCCUCCGUCAAUGGCGGCUUUGUUGACCUCAGUCGUAAGCGUGCGCCCAAUUGUCGCCGGCGCCGCAAGCAUCGCUAUCCGGUGCACUCUUCUGAGACCUUCGACCGCCUUCUUCGUGCCUGAAUCCCGGAUCUGGCCGGAAAUUUCGUCUUCCGCCGCGCUCCCCUGGACGCCUGCUUCCCAAAGAAGAGCCCGCUGCACCGUAUCGCCUCGCGCGGAGGUGAAGGAAGCUGCGCUGCAGUCUAAGGUGACCACCAAAGUCUACUUCGACAUCAGCAUCGGCAACCCGGUGGGGAAGGAUGUGGGCAGGAUUGUGAUAGGGUUGUACGGGGAUGAUGUCCCUCAAACCGCAGAAAAUUUUCGUGCUCUUUGCACAGGUGAGAAAGGCUUCGGUUACAAAGGAUCUGCAUUUCAUCGUGUGAUCAAGGAUUUCAUGAUCCAAGGAGGAGACUUUGACAAGGGAAAUGGAACUGGUGGUAAAAGCAUAUAUGGCCGCACAUUUAAGGAUGAAAACUUCAAGUUGGUUCAUAUCGGCCCGGGAGUGGUUAGUAUGGCUAAUGCCGGACCGAACACCAAUGGAAGUCAGUUCUUCAUUUGCACUGUCAAGACACCAUGGUUGGACCAGAGGCAUGUUGUCUUUGGCCAAGUUCUUGAGGGCAUGGAUGUGGUACGGUUGAUCGAGUCACGAGAGACGGACCGUGGAGAUGGUCCCAAGAAGAGGGUUGUGAUCAGCGACUGUGGUGAGCUUCCAGUGGUCUGAACAAGAACAUUUUUUUUUUUGUUAAGAGAACCAUCUCGCACUUGUCUUUCCAACCGUCUAGUUUCACAUUCUAUUGAUGGGUCGUGAUAGGUUUCCAUUGUCUU
This is a messenger RNA of Zingiber officinale, 964 nucleotides long. Its product is annotated as photosynthetic NDH subunit of lumenal location 5, chloroplastic-like. Gene Ontology annotation, molecular function: peptidyl-prolyl cis-trans isomerase activity. The transcript has 7 exons. The record is from RefSeq and is a predicted model, not a curated record. NCBI's taxonomy places the organism in Eukaryota, Viridiplantae, Streptophyta, Magnoliopsida, Zingiberales, Zingiberaceae. Bases 111 to 860 code for a protein of 249 amino acids. Gene Ontology annotation, biological process: protein peptidyl-prolyl isomerization; protein folding.